CUGUAGAUUGUCAUGUUGGUGAUCGGGCGUGUCAGAGCUGUAGCGGUAGGAAAUCAGAAGUAGUGCCACGUCUCAGUUCUGAGUAGAGCUCCAAGGAGUUGUAGUUCGAAAUAUCAGUCGUGUUCCUGAGGAGUCAUCAAUUUUUGCAAUUAAUUACAGGUUACCAUGUCGAGCACUUCACAGAAACACAGGAACUUUGUUGCUGAACCUAUGGGAAACAAACCUGUAACUGAGUUAGCAGGAGUCGGAGAAGCAAUAGGCGGCAGAUUUCAGAGAAUGGGCUAUGACAAGGCAAAUUCUGUAUUGGGACAGUACUUGGUUCUUGGGAGGAAUAAGGAGAAUUUUGUUGGUUGGAUGAAGACAACAGCUGGUGCAAAUCAGAAACAGGCUAAUGAUUGUUACCGUUGUCUCUCAGAGUGGAGUGAUCAGUUUUUGUGAAAUGCUGGAACAGAACUAAAAAUAGAGUUUUCAAGCUAUGUAUGUGUUUUACAAAUUAAAUAGCUUUAUUGUAUUUUAUGUAUCUUGGUUUGGUGCUCUUUCAGCCGAUUGUAAUAUGUGUUAAAGUCAGAAUAUUAUUACUGUUGCCUAUUGGAGUAAUUGAUUUUUGUUAGUCAGUUUUUUUAUUUAAAGUGGGUGCAUUUUUUGUUCAGUUUGAAACUACUCUCAUGAUUCUGGGAUUAGAAUAAUAGAUUUUUUUAGAUUGGUGUUUGGAAAUUUUAUUUGUAGGAGAUGUGUUCUGAAAAAGACCAGAAUGUUAUUAUAAUGUCUUUAUUGCUCAUGAUACUUCAUUUUAAGCACUGUUCCGCAUAAAGUAGUACUCUCCACCCUUCCCAAUAUUUCUUCCAUUUUUGGAAAGCCAUGUGGAAUGCAUUUUCUGGGACGGUGCACAGGUCUCAUCAUAUUGUCCUGAUCUCUAUGGUUUGGAAACAACGGCCUUUCAAGCUGGUUUUAAAUUUGGAAAGCUAGGUCUGGAGGGGGGUGGCUGCAGCACAUUGUGAGUCUUCACAUUUUGCCAGAUGGCUGCAGACAUGGAGCAAUGCACGAGCUGGCACAUUGUCACGAUACAACAUCCAUGUUCAGUUAUUAUACAGUUCAGGUCUCAUCCUGCCACAAAAUUCCUGAAACAUGCAAAAAUUCCCUGAUAACUUCCAAGUUUUGCCAGGUGGUACAAAUUCCUGACAGACAAUGCCUUUAUGGUCAAAAAACUAUUAUCACCUUGAUCUUUGACCAACUCUUUUUUUCCCCUGGGAAGAGAUCCUGUGCCCACCCACUCUAACAACUGCACCAUAAACACAGCCAUGAACCCACAUCUCAUCUCCUGUUAUGGUGUUCUUAAGGAAGUUUUCAUUGUCUCUGCAGUGGCAAGCAAUUUCAACAUGCAUGUCUGAUCAUCAGUCAAUAAAUGUGGCACAAAUUUUGCAUUGCCACAAUGGAUUAGAAGUUUGUCACACAAAAUUAUGGUUUGGUCCUUCACUGGUGCCCACUUUGUCAGCAGCUUCUGAACAGUUAAACAAUUCCAUAAACCACAGCAUGAACUUUCUUGAUAUGGUCUUUAUCUGUUGAUGUGGUAGAUCAUGCAGGACCGGUAUCUUCACUGACCUAUCUUCUGUCAUGUUCAGAAACUUAAGCCACUCAUAGCACUGUGUGUUACUCAUACAGUCCUCCCCAUAUGGUUGAUUAAGCAGUCAAAAUGUAUAAAAGAUUAAAUAAGUUUACACACACAAUCUUCAAGCUUUUUUUAAUGUCACUUUGUCACUAAUCUGACAAACAGCAUGUACAUGUGUUCACUUCACCAAACAUAGCUUGGCAAAGCAACUAAUGGUCACAUCAAAAUUAUGUUAUUGACAGUUUGUUUUCUAAACUCUGCCACUAGGUGUACUCAGUAGCCAGAGCAUGCUCCCUCUGCCAGUUGAUGCUCUAUUUCAAAAGUUGUCUUUUUUUUGGACACAUCUCAGAUAUUCAUAUUUGGUCUUGUGAUGUCUUAUGCAGAUAUAAGGCGAUUAAUUCUAGACAUGUUCUUCCAUAAAGACUACAAUCUAUUUUGUAUAAACAUAAUAAAUUAUCAUUUAAAAUGUAGCUAUUUUCAGGUAUAAUUUUUUAAUUUUUGUUUUCAAUGAAACUAAACCAUCGAAUGUUCCAUUUGUUUAUUUUGCUGUAUGUAGUUUUUAUGCAUAUUAAGGAUAUUGAAACAUUCAUGUUAAUGCUUAUGUGAUUUCACAAUGUAUAAUGUAAAUGUUGCACUGCUGUAUAUUGAAAUAAAAUAAUAAACCAUU
Messenger RNA from Schistocerca piceifrons (Central American locust), 2273 nucleotides. Its product is annotated as barrier-to-autointegration factor-like. The record is from RefSeq and is a predicted model, not a curated record. Gene Ontology annotation, molecular function: DNA binding. The coding region runs from base 166 to 438 and encodes 90 amino acids. Lineage: Eukaryota; Metazoa; Arthropoda; Insecta; Orthoptera; Acrididae. The transcript is spliced from 3 exons.